Messenger RNA from Paramecium tetraurelia, 405 nucleotides. RefSeq lists its product as uncharacterized. Gene Ontology annotation, biological process: translational elongation; cytoplasmic translation. Gene Ontology annotation, molecular function: protein kinase activator activity; ribonucleoprotein complex binding; structural constituent of ribosome. The transcript has 2 exons. The record is from RefSeq and is a predicted model, not a curated record. Gene Ontology annotation, cellular component: ribosome; cytosolic large ribosomal subunit. NCBI's taxonomy places the organism in Eukaryota, Ciliophora, Oligohymenophorea, Peniculida, Parameciidae.
AUGGCUAGAGCAGCAAAAGACACAAGACCAAUUGCAGAUUAAGCUACAUCCGAAACUGCAUGCACAUACGCAGCCCUCAUAUUGUAUGAAGACAAUUAAGAUAUUGAUGCCACUAAAUUAGCCAAGAUCAUCAAGGCUUCCAAUUUGAGAGUCGAACCAAUUUGGACUAAAGUUUUUGAGAAAGCACUUAAGGGCAAAAAGGUCGGUGAUUUGUUGCAUGGAAGCAGUGGAAGUGCAGGCAGUGCUCCAUAAGCAUAAACUACAUCCACUCCUGCUGCUGCUGAGACCAAAAAGGCUGAGCCAGUCAAGGAAGUCAAGAAAGCUGAAGAACCAGAAGAAGAUGUUGAUAUGGGUGGUUUGUUUGAUUGAAAAUGAAAAUAAAAUCGUACAUUAAUAUUUUAAUAU